AUGGCUCCCAAGAACAACGCCAAAGCCGGCAAAGGCAAAGGGAAGGAUGCUACCGAGGACAAGGGCAAAGGCGGAAAGGCUGCCGUGAAAGGCGCUCAGUCGAUCAACGUUCGCCAUAUUCUUUGUGAGAAACACGCCAAGAAAGAAGAGGCACUCGAGAAGCUCCGCAAUGGCACCAAGUUUGACGAGGUUGCGCGUGAAUUCUCGGAGGAUAAAGCUAGACAGGGAGGUGCCCUUGGAUGGAAGACCAAGGGUGGACUAGACCCUGCAUUCGAAGCUGUUGCCUUCGAGCUUGAGACUAGCACAACAAAUAAUCCCAAGUAUGGCGAAGCCAAGACUGGGUUUGGCUACCAUAUUAUGAUGGUUGAGGGGAGAAAGUGA
Penicillium brevicompactum is the source of this 381-nucleotide messenger RNA. RefSeq names its product peptidylprolyl isomerase. The record is from RefSeq and is a predicted model, not a curated record. The coding region runs from base 1 to 381 and encodes 126 amino acids. The transcript has 3 exons. Gene Ontology annotation, molecular function: DNA binding; peptidyl-prolyl cis-trans isomerase activity. Gene Ontology annotation, biological process: rRNA processing. NCBI's taxonomy places the organism in Eukaryota, Fungi, Ascomycota, Eurotiomycetes, Eurotiales, Aspergillaceae.